AUGAUCGCAGCCUGCGAGAAGCAGAAGUUCGUGUACGUUUUGAACCGCGACAGCUCGGCGCGCCUCACGAUCUCAUCCCCGUUAGAAGCGCACAAAUCGCAAACCCUAGUCUUCUCCGUCGUGGGCGUGGACUGCGGAUUUGACAACCCCAUUUUCGCCGCCAUAGAGCUCGAUUACGCCGAUGCAGAUCAGGACCCGUCAGGCCAAGCAGCAGCCGACGCGCAGAAGCAGCUGACCUUCUACGAGCUUGAUCUGGGCCUGAACCACGUCGUGCGGAAAUGGGCCGAGCCGGUCGACAACGGCGCGAAUCUCCUCGUUGCGGUCCCGGGCGGCGCGGACGGGCCGUCUGGCGUGCUGGUGUGCGCCGAGAAUUUCGUGAUCUACAAGAACCAGGGCCACCCGGACGUGCGCGCCGUCAUUCCGCGCCGCGCCGACCUCCCCGCGGAGCGCGGCGUGCUGAUCGUCGCGGCCGCGACGCACAAGCAGAAAUCGAUGUACUUCUUCCUCCUCCAGUCCGAAUACGGCGACGUGUUUAGGGUUACCCUAGAGCACGACCCAAAGGACACGGACCGCGUGACGGAGCUGAAGAUUAAGUACUUCGACACGAUCCCGGUGGGCGCGGGGCUGUGCGUGCUGCGCGCGGGGUUCCUGUUCGCGGCGUCGGAGUUCGGCAACCACGCGCUGUACCGGUUCCAGGGCAUCGGGGAUGACGAGGAGGUGGAGUCGAGCUCCGCCACGCUCAUGGAAACCGAUGAAGGAUUUCAGCCCGUCUUCUUCCACCCUCGCCGCCUCAAGAAUCUCGUGCAGAUCGACGAGGUCGAGUCACUGAUGCCUCUCCUCGACCUCAAGGUCUCAAACCUUUUCGACGAGGAAACCCCGCAGGUCUUCGCGCUCUGCGGCCGUGGCCCGCGCUCCUCCCUGCGCAUCCUCCGCCCGGGGCUCGCAGUCACCGAGAUGGCGGUAACGCAGUUACCAGGCGUGCCGAGUGCGGUGUGGACGGUGCGCAAGAGCGCGCAGGACGAGUUUGACGCGUACAUCGUGGUGUCAUUCGUCAAUGCGACCCUCGUGCUCAGCAUUGGUGAUACGGUCGAGGAAGUUAGUGACAGCGGGUUCCUGGACACCACGCCCUCACUCGCCGUUUCCCUGCUGGGGGAGGACUCGCUUAUGCAGGUGCACCCAAGCGGCAUUAGGCACAUCAGGGCGGACGGGCGUAUCAACGAGUGGAAGACGCCCGGCAAGAAGAGCAUCGUUAAAGUCGGCUGCAACCGCUUCCAGGUGGUGAUCGCCCUGUCAGGAGGCGAGUUGGUGCAUUUCGAGAUGGACGUGAGGGGGCAGAUGGUGGAGAUGGGCAAGAAGGACAUGCCGGGGGACGUCGCCUGCCUCGACGUCGCCCCCAUCCCCGAGGGCCGCCAGCGAGCGCGCUUCCUAGCCGUCGGAUCGUACGACUCCACCGUUCGGAUCCUCUCUCUGGACCCCGAUGAGAACAUGCAGGUGCUAAGUGUGCAGGCGGUAUCCGCCCCACCAGAGUCCCUGCUCUUCCUCGACGUCCCCACCGGCCCCGGCACAGACGGCCCCUCCUCCACCGCAGCCUCCUCCUCCUCCUCUGCUGCCGCCCACGUGCCGUCCAGCCUCUUUCUCAAUGCCGGCCUGCAGAACGGUGUGUUGCUCCGCACCGAGGUGGAUAAGAACUCCGGGCAGCUUUCCGAUUCGCGCACGCGCUUCCUCGGGCUGCGCGCGCCGAAACUUUUCGGUGCCCAGCUGAGAGAGCGGCGCGCCAUGCUGUGCCUUUCCAGCCGCCCGUGGCUCGGGUACUCCCUUCUGGGAAGCUUCCAUUUGACGCCUCUGUCCUAUGAGGCUUUAGAGUAUGCGGCUCCGUUUGCGUCAGAUCAGUGCCCAGAGGGUAUUGUGGCGGUGGCAGGGGAAACGCUGCGUGUGUUCACGGUGGAAAGGCUUGGAGAGGUUUUUAACCAGACGGUGAUUCCGUUGCGGUACACCCCGCGUAAGGCAGUGCUGCAUCCGCGUUAUAAGAACAUUGUGACGAUAGAGAGCGACCAGGGCGCGUUCUCGGCGGAAGAGAGGGAGGAACUGAGGAAGGAAGCGAUUGAAGUGACGGGUGCUGCGGAGCGGAUGGAGGAGGAGAGACGGGAGAGGAAGGAGGCGGCAAGAGCAGCGAGGGGAGGCAGAGGGGAAGACGGGGAGGAGGGGAUGGAGGAGGAUGAGGAAGAGGAGGAAGAGGAGGAGGACGAGAAAGCCAAAGACCCGCUACCGGACGAGCAAUUCGGGUACCCGAAAACAGUCCCGUCGAAAUGGGCAUCAUGCAUCCGGGUGAUAAACCCCAAGGCAGGCGAGACAACGUGCCUGAUGGAACUCACAGACAGCGAGGCCGCCUUCUCGCUCUGCACGGUCAACUUCCACGCGGAUAAAACAGAGGGCGGGGCGGCCGCAGGGCAGUACCUGGUAGUCGGCACAGCGAAAUCCCUGCAGUUCUGGCCCAAGAGGAACCUUCUGGGAGGGUUCCUGCAUGUGUAUAAGUUCAAGGGAGAGGACGGGAGGGAGCUAGAGUUGGUGCAUAAGACGGCGGUGGAAGGGGGGGUGCCGACUGCCCUGUGUGCGUUCCAUGGGCGGCUGUUGGUGGGGGUGGGGAAUGUGCUGAGGAUAUAUGACCUGGGGAAGAAGAAGCUUCUGAGGAAGUGCGAGAACAAGCAGUUCCCGCAUGCGAUCGUGAGCAUCCAUGCGUGCGGCGAUCGCAUCUACGUGGGCGACGUGCAGGAGUCAUUCCACUACGUGCAGCACAGCCGGCAGGAGAAUCAGCUGUACGUGUUCGCAGACGACGUCACCCCGCGCUGGCUGACCUCCGCCCUGCGAAUCGACUUUGACACGAUGGCAGGCGGGGACAAGUUUGGCAACGUGUGCCUUGUGCGCCUGCCGGGGGAGAUCUCCGAGGAGAUUGAGGAGGAUCAGACUGGCGGGCGUGUCAAGUGGGACGCCGUGGGAGGGGGGCGCCUCAACGGAGCGCCGAACAAGCUUGAGCAGGUGAUUCAGUUCCAUGUGGGGGACAUCGUCACAGCCAUGCAGAAGACGUCCCUCAUUCCAGGCGGCAGCGAGUGCGUCAUAUACAGCACGAUGCUGGGGGGGGUGGGGGCGCUGCUGCCCUUUGUGUCGCGGGAGGACGUGGAUUUCUUCUCACACCUCGAGAUGCACCUGCGCCAGGAGCACCCUCCCCUCGCCGGCCGAGAGCACGUCGCUUACAGAUCCGCCUAUUUCCCUGUCAAGGAUGUGAUUGAUGGGGACUUGUGCGAGCAAUUUCCGUCGCUUUCGCUGGAGCUGCAAAAGAAGAUUGCGGAAGAGCUUGAUCGCACGCCAGGAGAGAUUCUCAAGAAGCUAGAGGACAUAAGAAACAAGAUUCUUGCGGGCCACGUGGUGCACCUGGUCUCGCGACUCACGGGGGACUCCUCCCCUUCUUCCGCGCAUGGCGCGCGCGCGGGCGCGGAGGGGGAGGAAAUCCGCGGAAGGGCAAGGCUGUUGCGCGGGGGACAGGGGAGGGGCGGCGCAGGGGGAGAGAGGGGCAGCGGCGGCGGUAUGGGUAUGGGGGGGAUACGGAUCGUUCCAGGGGGAGGGUUUGGGGGAGGGCUGGGGGGAGGGUUGGGUCACGUGCAGAUUGGCGGCCUGCCUGCCUCUGGAACCGUUCAUCUGGGCACGUUUAACCUCCCAUCGGACGGCUCUCAGGGCCUUCCGGACCUAAACCAGAUCGUGUCCGGUGUGCUUUCAUCCAUUGGCCUUGGAGCUUUGGGGCUGGGGGUGGGGGGCAUGGGGGAAGGCAUGGGCGGAGGCAUGGGGGGCGGCAUGGGUGGAGGUAUGGGGGGAGGGGGAGCAGGGGGUGGGCGAGUGGGGGGGGGUGGAAGCGAGUCAGCAGGUCCCACUGCGAAUGUCACGAUUGACAUCGCCCCCAUCUCGAUGCGAGCCGCUCAGGCCCUUAGACGCUCCUCCCCUGCGGCAGACGGUAAUGCUGCCCGCGACGCUCACACCACCGAUGCUGCUGCUGCUGCUGCGGCUGCUGCUGCUGCGGAUGGACGUGCAGGCAGGGAUGGGGGAGGAAGGGCGGAACAAGAGCAAGCAGGGGAGCAGAGAGCAGGGACGGAGCGAGGCGGUAGUGACGCUGGGGAACGGAGGGAGGGAGCAGAAGGGGCAGAGGGUGGAGGGGGCGGGGUGCCAGAGGUGCAGAUUCACAUGGACACGUGGCUGCCUGUGAGUGGCUUUGACAUGCCCGUGGGCAUGGGAGGGCCAGGCAUGGGUAUGGGAGGAGCGGGCAUGGGAGGCAUGCGAACAGGCAUGGGAGCAGGCAUGGGAGCAGGCAUGGGAGCAGGCAUGGGAGCGGGCAUGGGAGCAGGCAUGCGAGCAGGCAUGGGAAUGCCAUCAGUAAUGGGCAUGGCAGCACCAGCAGGCAUGGCUGUGCCGGUGGGCAUUCCCCUCGGCGGCUUUCCCAUCCCCAUGGGCGGCAGCAUGGGUGUUGCCGGCCUGCCUCUCAUGAUGGCUCUUGGCGGCAUGGGACCAGGGGGGGUGGGCGGGGUAGGGCACCAUGGGGAGGAGCAGGAGGAGCGGGGUGCACGGCAGCAGCAGCAGCAGCAGCAGCAGCAGCAAGGGACGAGGCAUGUGGCGCGAAGGGACGCUCUUUCAACUGUGGACGAUUAUCUUUCACGUGUGGAGGGUCAGCUGAGGCCGUCAGUGGACCCAGCAGAAGCGGCAGCAGCAGCGACAGCAAGAAGGGAGCUACCAUCGCUGCAGCGCCUGGCGGCUACCCUCAGGCGCUCCAACAGCCUCCUCACCGGCCCCCUCUCCUCCUCCCUGCUCAACCUUGCAGAGCAGCUGGAGCACUUGCCGCCUGUGGGCGCAGCUGCUCAACUGCCGUUGCUGCAGCAGAUGCACCUGCAGGCACAGGCACCAAGUGUGGCUGGCAGAGAGGGGGCGAGAGGUGGGGGAGCAGAACGAGGGCGCGGAGGUGGGGGAGGUGUGGGGGGAAGCAUCAGAUUCCCUCUGUUUGGAGGCCAGCAGCAAUCUGCAGCCGCAGCAGGACGCUCCGCAGCAGUAGCAAGCUCAGAAGCCGCAGCAACAGGUGCACCAGCACCCGCAGGCACAGGAGCAGCAGCAGCAGCAGCAGCAGCAGCGCCAUCUGCUCCUGUUGCCAGCUUCUCUCUUCCAGGGGGGGUGCACGUGGGUCUCUUUGGCGUCCCUUCUUUCGCCCCGCACCAGCCUCGUUCCGCGCCCUCUCGCCCUGCUGCCCAUGCCCGCCCUCCAACUGACAGCGCCACCAAUGCUGCCAACCCCCCUGCUGCUGCUGCUGCUGCUAUUGAGCAGCAGCAGGGGCAGCAGCAGCAAGGGCAGCAGCAGCAGGGGCAGGGCCAGGGGCAGGCGGGGUCACUGGUGGAGCAGGUGAGGGCAGCAGCGCGGCUGUUCCACAUGCAGCAGGUUCUGGCUGAAUACAACUCCCACAUGCAGGGACGGGGACAGAGGGCGCAGGGGCACCAGGGGCAGGAGGUGCAGCAGCGGUGGGCAGAAGACGAUUCUGAGAUGCAGGAGAGGCGAGAGCAGCCCGAGGGGCAGGGUGCAGGGAGGGAGGAGAGAGGGCAGCAGGAAGCGCAGGCACAGGAGAGGCAAGAGCAAUCGCCACAACAGGAGGAGCAGCAAGAGCAAUCGCGACAACAGCAGCAGCAACAACGGCAGCAGCAGCAGCAACAACGGCAGCAGCAGCAGCAGCAGCAGCAGCAGCAGGCAUGGUUUGCCGGGCAACAACCGCUGCUACAGUUUCCUGCGAUUGUAGCGCUGAUGGGCGGUUCUGGCCCCUUCCCCACCAUAGUCAUGCGCCCUCAGCUGCUGCCAGGGCCGGGCGCAGGGGGGGAGGUGCAGGCGCAGGGGGGAAGCAUAGGGAGGGGGAUGGGCACACAAGCAGGGGGGGCGGGUGCACAAGCAGGGGGGGCGGGUGCACAGGCAGGGGGGGCGGGUGCACAGGCAGGGGGGGCGGGUGCACAGGCAGGGGGGGCGGGUGCACAGGCAGGGGGGGCGGGUGCACAGGCAGGGGGGGCGGGUGCACAGGCAGGGGGGGCGGGUGCACAGGCAGGGGGGGCGGGUGCACAGGCAGGGGGGGCGGGUGCACAGGCAGGGGGGGCGGGUGCACAGGCAGGGGGGGCGGGUGCACAGGCAGGGGGGGCGGGUGCACAGGCAGGGGGGAUGAGCGCACAGGCAGGGGGGAUAGGCGCACAGGCCGGGGGGUUGGGGGUGCAAGCAGGGGGGCUUGAGGCGCUGCUGGGAGGGCUAGGAGGCUUGAGUGGCUUGCUGGCAGGCUUAGGGGGAAUAGCAGGCGAGGGGGGCGGGGAAAGGUCAGUAAAUGCUGGGGGCCAGAGAGGGGUGGUGGGGGGAAAUGGAGAGGACAGAGACGUGCAGUGGCAGGAACAAGAGCAGCAGCAGCAGCCGCCACCAAACCCCACCCAGCAGCAGCAGUCACAGCAGGAGCAACAGCAGUCUCAGCCUCAGCAGCAGCAGCAGCAGCAGCAACAGUCACAACCGCAGCAGCAGCGGUCGCAGCAGCAGUCGCAGCAGCAGUCACAGCAGCAGCAGCGCGUGCUAAGGAGUGUGCUGGGGCAGGGCCUUGGCGCUCUGAGACGAGUGCUGGGAGGGGCAGCUCGAGAGGGAGCAGGGCGGGUGGUGGGAGGAGGAGGCGGGGCAGCAAGCAGGAGUGUAGGUGGGGUGGAGGGGUGUCGGCCGGGUGGAGCAGUGAGGUCCAGUCAAGGGGGAGGCACGUCUGUGAAGGAGAGAGGCAAGGCUCUUUCAGCUGCUGUUGCUGCUGGAAAGCUGAGUUCGGUGAGUCUCUGCAGGGAAAUAAACGGUGCAGAGUACAGGUGUGGAGAGGGGUUUAGAGGUGAUCUCUGGAGCAUGGCACAAGUGAGAAGUGGAGUAUGGGCAUUGUUCAGGUGUGCCUAG
Molecule: messenger RNA, 6972 nt
Organism: Closterium sp. Naga37s-1
Lineage: Eukaryota; Viridiplantae; Streptophyta; Zygnematophyceae; Desmidiales; Closteriaceae
Source: the annotation of a GenBank genome assembly